AUGUCUUAUGACCGUGUGAUUCAAGACUCGGAUGAUGAGGAUGAUCCUCUUGUGGGCCCCCAUUCCCCAGUGCAGGAAUACGAUACCGCGCAUGCCGACGACUACCUCCAGGCCGAUGUAAAAAGGCACCAGGAGAUUGAGGGCAACUAUGAUGCGAGCAUGAAUAUUGACUUCGACCAAUACCUACAAUCUCAGGAAAGAUCACCACCUGGGCAUUCGUCUCCACAGCACCAACAACCAGAGAGAUGGAUUCCGACGAAUUCGGGAGGUGGAUCUAUGGGCUCGAUGAUGACCGAGAUUGGCCUCGCGCAGCAACGACUCUUUGACGACGAUGAGGUUCAGAUGGUUGACCCGUCAAGGCAGCAUCCCCGUGAACACGCCCAUGUGGAAUCGACCCACGCAGAAACCAUGAUACCCCGACAUUCAGAAGAACAGGUCAGCGUUGACCCCACCGGUUAUCCAUACACCAGCGAUCCGUCGUCGUAUAGCGCCAUAGAUAGCAAUAUCAGUCCGGCGCAAGCGGGGCUUUCGCUAUCGUCCAACACACAUCCCAACACCUCCAGCCUCAAUGCUACCCCGCCACCCCAGCAAUACGAGGCACCUCUAUCCGAUCUGCAGAACGAAUACCCCAUGCACACGCACGUCGAAGUGCCGAUACGACCGCACCAUCACGACUUCUCCUCUAUCCCAAGCUUCGAUCCCUCCUCCGCCGCCGCACAAACAUCCUCAUCCUUCAACGUCUUCGAGGCGUCACUCCCACCUCUCCAGAAUGUGUACCCUGAGGAUACCGACCACCAUCAUCAUAACAACUUCAGCUACUCGGCGGCAACCGUCCCCACCGAAGUUGCGCCGACUUCCUCUCCUCGUCGUGUGGCCUCCCUCCAAGCGACUCCCUUCUCUCCGCACGACACUCAACCCUUCUCCCCCGUCCCAUCAGCCGCCAAAGCAAGCCGUUCCAAAACCGAGAACCAACACAAAAGCACACCAACGAGCAACCCAACCCAAACCCGCACUGCCGUGUCAACGCCACUCUUCCCUACUCAGUUGAGCACGGACGAGCUGGUUGCCAUUCAAGUGCCUGCGAUGGAAAUCCCCGUGGUGGAAAAGAAACGCGGCCGAAAGAAGAAACAGCAGCAGCAGCAGGAGCAGCAGGAAGCACAAUCUCUGCCAGAAUCUCAUACCUCAACCACCUCGAACGUAAUCGUCAUCGACGAUGACGCUGGAGAUAACGAAGCCGCCCAAUACACUACCACCACCACCACCACCACAGACAUCCCUACCCCCUCACUCCCCCCUCCAGCCACAAUCGAUACCACCAACAAACCCGAAAAACGCAAACCCGGCCGACCGCCCAAGAACCCCAAGCCCGCGCCCACCGACCCCCCAGACCCAUUGAAUCAAGAUCCCCCACCGCAUCCCACAACAGCAACGACAACCGAUCUCUCACCCAACCCCCACAAUCUGAUCAACAACUCCGAACCCCCAAGCGUGCAAACAACCAGCCCCACCGCCCCCAAAGAACCGAGAAAGAAAAAGCUCAAACGCGGCAAAACCACCUCCAUCACGCUGACCAAGACCUACGAAUCCGACAUCGAGCCCGACGUCCUCUGGAUCGAGGAGGACGCCAUGGAGGGAAACCCGACAAAACCGCGUCGCGGCCCCAGCCCCGCGGUCGAGCUUCCCCCACCACUAGAAAAUCAAUCCACCGAGACUAAUUCUGGCAUCAAGGCGAACGCGCAUCUCGAGUCCGAAGCAGCAGCAGCACCCAAGAAACGCGGCCGCAAGAGAAAGAAUCCCGACCCCGACCCUCCGGCUUCCGAGCAAGAGCCGAUCCGUCUCCCUGAACACAGCGAUACAGUGGAACCCCAGAAAGAGCCGGGGAAUGAGUGCCUCGGCAUACCCAAUAUUUCUCAACAGCGCAUCCAAGAAGGAGAGGAAGCCGGAGAGGAGGAAGUGCCACCCCCACGGCAAGCAGAUCUGACUCCCGAUCCGCAGCCAGCCCCGGAGCCCGUCGUGACGGUUCCUGUCACACCGUUGAAACCGAACAAGGGCCCUGACAAGCACAGUCCCAUUUCGUCGACGAGUAAGGUGCCCUUACGGGUGGGGCUCAGUCGGCGGGCGCGGAUCGCCCCGUUGUUGAAGGUGGUCAAGCGGUGAUAUUCCAUUCCCAGUUCUCCGGGCUAGAGAAUAUAACGGUAGUUGGGGAUAGGAUUAGCGAUUACGGUCUUCUAUUUACGUCUAUUCUUUCAAGAUACGUAUAUUGUUUGGGGGAGGAGCGACUCCAGACUGUAUAAUCGCAUCUACGCAUGAGCUAUGUCUUUACGGAAUACCCACAAGGGCGCACUUUGUUUUUUC
Messenger RNA from Aspergillus uvarum CBS 121591, 2355 nucleotides. RefSeq lists its product as uncharacterized. The record is from RefSeq and is a predicted model, not a curated record. The transcript is spliced from 2 exons. NCBI's taxonomy places the organism in Eukaryota, Fungi, Ascomycota, Eurotiomycetes, Eurotiales, Aspergillaceae. Bases 1 to 2157 code for a protein of 718 amino acids.